Ogataea polymorpha is the source of this 972-nucleotide messenger RNA. RefSeq lists its product as uncharacterized. Bases 1 to 972 code for a protein of 323 amino acids. Gene Ontology annotation, cellular component: cytoplasm. Gene Ontology annotation, molecular function: 2-oxoglutarate-dependent dioxygenase activity. The transcript has a single exon. The record is from RefSeq and is a predicted model, not a curated record. Lineage: Eukaryota; Fungi; Ascomycota; Pichiomycetes; Pichiales; Pichiaceae.
AUGGAACCUUACAAAGAGAGAACAGAUUAUAUCGAUCGUGGUUCCUUAUCGGAUCCUAAGAAAAAGUCGCUUUUCGAAGCAGCUACAAAAGUCCGGCAUCUCACUCCUUACUGUGGAACAGAGCUGGUUGGAAUCAAGCUUACGGAGCUUACUGACGAGCAAAAAAACGAGCUCGCACGAUUAGCUUCUGAGCGAGGUGUCGUCGUUGUCAGGAACCAAGAUGACCUCGACAUCAGAAAACAGAUUCAAUUUACCUCAUACUUUGGCGAACCCCACAUCCACCAUCAAAGCGGAAUUAUUCCUGACCUUCCUUGGGUGCAUCCAGUCUACAAAGAUGAAACAUCAACCGGGGGUCUGAGAUCUCAAGUUUGGCACUCAGAUGUCCGCUAUGAGAUAAAUAGUGCUGGAAUUUCCACACUGAGAUUUGAUGUUUUGCCGCGCUCAGAAAAUGGUGAGCUUAUCGGAGGGGAUACCCUUUUUGCUAAUGGCUAUUUGAUCUAUGAGUCCUUGGAUCCCAAAUUUCGCGCUUUUCUUGAAACUCUUUCUGCUGAGAGUAGUGGAUUUGGACAAGCGGCUAUUGCCGCAGAAUCAGGCUACAAAACGAGGAGACCUCCUAUUGCAACCGUUCACCCUCUGGUGAGAACCAACCCCACUACCGGCCUGAAAUCCCUAUAUGUUGCUGAGAACUUCACCACCAAAAUUGUGGGUCUUGAAGAGCGCUUGAGCAACACCAUUCUUCAGUACUUGUUUGACCAUAUACGGAGAUCUUUGCAAUACCAGUGUCGUGUGCAAUGGACUGAAAAUGACAUUGCGAUUUGGGAUAACCGUUCUCAUUUCCAUACCGGUAUCUUUGAUUACUAUCCAAAAACCAGACAUGGUACUAGGGUCAUUGCACAAGCCGAAAGGCCAUAUUUUGAUCCGGAUUCCAAACUUUACAGUGAGGUCAGUUUUGAGGGUUAUAGUGUAUUAUGA